Molecule: messenger RNA, 515 nt
Organism: Anopheles moucheti
Lineage: Eukaryota; Metazoa; Arthropoda; Insecta; Diptera; Culicidae
Product: mitochondrial import inner membrane translocase subunit TIM14
Exons: 3
Coding region: 83-439 (118 amino acids)
Biological process (GO): protein import into mitochondrial matrix
Cellular component (GO): PAM complex, Tim23 associated import motor
Molecular function (GO): ATPase activator activity
Source: RefSeq, a predicted model, not a curated record
CUUUCAUCACAUUGAGGAAUGAUUGUUUAUUUUCUGCAGGAAAGCACGUAAUCUAGAACGGAUUGUGAAACCAGCUAAACAAAUGACUUCUUCGAUUAUUCUGGCCGGUUUGGGCCUCGCUGUGGUUGGAUACGGCGGAAGAGCACUCAUGCGCCAAAUGCCGAAUGCUGCGACGAAAAUGCAAGAAGCACUGAAAAACCUUCCGAAAUUCGAUGCAGAAAUGAUGGCCAAUUCGAAAUAUUAUCGGGGAGGAUUCGAACAGAAAAUGAACAAACGCGAAGCUUCCCUAAUUCUCGGCGUAAGCCCAUCAGCAUCGAAGGGAAAGGUGAAGGAUGCUCAUAAGAAAAUUAUGUUGCUUAAUCAUCCUGAUCGCGGUGGUUCACCGUAUUUGGCUGCAAAGAUUAAUGAGGCAAAGGAUUUCCUCGAUAAUGCAAAGUAAAACAUCGCUUUGAGCUGUGGUUGAAAGUGUACAAAGAAACGAUAGGCUUUACGAUAAAAUAACAAGGGUAGUAAUA